AUGGCUUCCUCCAAAAUCAGCUUGAAGCUCCUCAUUGAUGGAAAGCGGAACAAAGUUGUUUUUGCCGAAGCUGGGAAAGAAUUUGUGGAUUUCCUUCUUAACCUGCUCGCUUUGCCUGUGGGUACUGUCAUUCGGCUCCUCACAAAAGAAACCAUGGUUGGCUGCGUAGCAAAUCUCUAUGAGAGUCUCGAAAAGCUCAAUGAAUCGUACCUGCAGCCUAACCAAAACAAGGAUUCACUUUUAAAACCAACGAUACCAACUCAAGUCGCCAAUCCAAAUUUCUUGCUUCCUGGCACUAAUACAAAACCUGAAGACCGGAAACUAUACUAUUGCAAAAACCAUCCAGGGUACGUGUCCGAUAUUCAGAACUCUAUUUGUAGUCACUGCAGAUCACAAGGCUAUGGUACCGGCUACUUGAAUCACGAAGUGACAUUUGUUGGUACAAGUUGUUCCACCUCAAAAUAUAGAUCAACCGGUGAUCAGGGAGGUUAUGUGAAGGAUUUGGUCACAUACAUGGUGACAGAUGAUUUGUCAGUGUCUCCAAUGUCAAUGGUGUCCGGUGUUAGUCUGCUAAACAAGUUCAAUAUUAAGGAUUUUGGUGUUCUUGAGGAAAGGGCCGUUGAGUUUGAGAUUACUCAGGGUCUGGAAUUGUUGAAGGCUUCUCUUUUGUCAAAUGAUGCUUUGACUGCUGUUUUUUUGAUAAAUCAGAAGGUCAGCGAUGUUGUUCCAACAAAAUAG
Dovyalis caffra is the source of this 738-nucleotide messenger RNA. The record is from the annotation of a GenBank genome assembly. NCBI's taxonomy places the organism in Eukaryota, Viridiplantae, Streptophyta, Magnoliopsida, Malpighiales, Salicaceae.